Messenger RNA from Halichondria panicea, 3115 nucleotides. Its product is annotated as STE20-like serine/threonine-protein kinase. The record is from RefSeq and is a predicted model, not a curated record. The transcript is spliced from 11 exons. Gene Ontology annotation, molecular function: protein binding; ATP binding; protein serine/threonine kinase activity. Gene Ontology annotation, biological process: signal transduction; protein phosphorylation. Lineage: Eukaryota; Metazoa; Porifera; Demospongiae; Suberitida; Halichondriidae. Bases 137 to 3001 code for a protein of 954 amino acids.
CAUCACCACGUGUCUUCUAAAUCUCUUUGCAUGUCUUUGCAAGAUCCUGCUAGCAAGCUCAGUCUUCUACUAGGCUACCUUCUCCGGGGGUACCUACCCCCAUUUUACAAGCUGUGAAGGUCCCCACACACGCCCAAUGGACGAGCUAGGCCCAUACGUUCUACAAAAUGUUCAAGGUCUCAAACCAAAAACUGUGGAGAAUCUCGACUCUGGAGCGUAUGGCGUCGUGUUUGAAGUCACUCUGAACGGGCUGCCGUGUAUGGCCAAACGUCUGCACGCCAUUCUAGUCAAAAACGUCUCCAAAGAAGACAAGAACAACAUAGAGAAGAGGUUUCGGAGCGAAUGCCUUUUACUGAGUCGUCUAAAACAUCCGAAUAUUGUGCGUUUUAUUGGCGUAUGCUACCUCGAGUCAAACAUUGAUCUAGCUCUAGUCAUGGAAAAACUGCACUCGGACGUAGCGGCUUUUGUUCGUGUCCAUGCCCACAUCCCCAUCCCCAUCAAGACCUCUGUCAUGUUGGACGUGUCCUAUGGUCUACUUUAUCUCCACACUCAGACUCCACCCAUAAUUCAUCGCGACCUCACGGCUCCCAACGUCCUCCUCACCAGCGACCUUAGGGCAAAGAUUGCCGACCUUGGAGUUUCGAAAGUUCUGAGCAAUCCUCAUUUGGUAACGAAGACUGUAGCCCCUGGAAACAUUAACUACAUGUCCCCGGAGACUAAAGUGGAGAGCCCUACAUACGGCACUGCAGUGGAUGUGUUCAGUUUUGGGCACCUGCUCGUGCACAUCUCUAUUCAAGACUGGCCACCCGUGUACGAGUUGAACGACCAUGUAGCUAUGCAGCAAGGUUUAAUGGAGAUAGCAAAGAGAAAGAAAGCGUUAGAGACGAUGGGAGAGAAGCAUCCUCUCCACCCAUUGGCUGUCGAGUGUCUCCAUGAUAACCCGGCUAGGAGACCCCCUGCAGAGGAGCUCAACAAGAGGCUGGCUGACCUUUGCAUCCAUGAGUACCCAAAGACAUUCGCUGACAUACUGGAUGUCACAGCUGAGGAGGACAAGUCCCAACUAACGGGGGUGCAGGUGUCAGAGGACCAGUUCAAAGCAUCAGAGGAGAUGAGACGAGCGCUGGCUGACCAGUUGGAGGCCCUGAGGGGAGAGAUGGUGGCCAUGGUCACACAUAGAGAAGGGAUGGUGGAACAGCACUCACGACUCGAGCACAAGUUCAAACUGGCAGGGGACCAAGUCACCACACUGACAACCGAGAACGCUACUCUAGUCAAGGAGUGUGAGGGUCAAAAGGUCACCAAUCUUCAACUAAGGAAUGAUAUGCAGACAGACCGCGUUAGACUAGAGACUACCAUUGCUGACACAGCACGUCUCCAUGACGAUGUGCUGGCUAAUAAACAGGAGGUGAAGUCAGAGAAGGCGAAAUUUAAACGCCUUCAGACCAAGCUGACAGAGAAGGAGGGUCAGCUGACAGCGAGUGAUGAUAGCCUGAGGGAGCUCAGAGAGACGCUGCAGACCAGGGAGGAGGCUAAUGAUGAAGAGAUUGCCCGUUUGGUUAACGAGAAUCGGCUGUUGGAAGAGGAGAAAAUGGGACUAGCUCAAAACUUGGAGAAGGUGAUGGUUUCCUCUCGUGCUAAGAUAGAGCAAACUCUGACUGAGCUGCAGACCCAGGUCACUGCUCUGAGGGCCAGACACACUGCAGGGGAGAGAGAGGACCAGCCUCCCGAGAAUAGAGGAGCUAUAAAUUUGCCUGGUGUGGAGGUCAUAGGUCAAACCACCCUUAUUAUCACUCGAUCAGCACAGUGCUUCAAAUGGGACGGUCACGGACUGGAAAUCAACGUACCCCCCAACACGCUACCCCCUGAAAUCGAUCACUGUGUCCUGCAGAUUUACGUCAGUCUCUCAGGGCAAUACAAACUACCCGACAAUAACGAGCUAGUCAGCGCUAUCUAUUGGAUCAGACCAAUCCCUUACUGCAAAUUCACUCAGCCUGUAACGCUUCAACUACAACACUGUGCUCAGAAAUCUCACCGCAAAAACCUGUCUUUUAUUCGAGCAGUUUGCACGCAGGAGAAGCUACCGUACACGUUCACUAAGCUAGAUGGAAGAGGGGUGUUUUCAGAGGAGAGUAGAUUUGGCUUGAUAAAGUUGGAGCAUUUCUCUGGUUUUGCUAUCACUGCCGAGGGCGGUGCGGAGAUGCUGUACACAGCUGGGCUCUACUAUAUCGGACUUGGACUUCGUAGCUGGGAGAUUCAUCUCGUGGUCAACCGAGACACUGAGGUUUAUAACACAUGCAUUGGGAGGUCAUACACUAGACGGAGGGCGGUGGUGGGUCCGUAUAUGCCCAUAGAGUUUGAGGCGGACACAGUGACACUGGACAUACCAUUCGAGGGUCGCCCUGUCGGUAACUGGACUAUCAGAUCACUCGUCCCACCUCAGCUGACUCGGAAGAGAGUGGACUAUUUCCAACCUGGCUCCCCUACAAUCCCACACUGUCGAUUCAAGGCGCGGGUCGCCAUGGAGACGCCUAACAUCCCUGAGCUAUGUUAUCAACUGGUCAUCGACGGUGCUAAGAAACCCAACGUCAUGGUGAUAGAUAUUGAGCCUCAGGCGGUGGAGAGGAGACCAAGAUAUGCUCUGAGAGGCGCCCCCCUCCCAGCUGAAGCCGAGGCUCCUAGUCUGGACCAUCUCAUGGAGCACACUGGAGUCACUGACCAACACUUGGACCAAACUUCCACUAAAGAGGCUCUCUCACUGAUAGCACCUCACCUCCACAACUGGCUCAGCUAUGCCAAUGCACUGGGACUGUCACCUCAGCAGAUACAAGACAUUGAUACUGACAAGAAUAAGGACAUUGCUAUGAAGGCCGUUUCAGUGUUAGACUUGUGGAAGAGAAGGACCGGCUUUAGAGCCACUUAUAGAUCGUUAGUGUGCGUGUGUUUGAGACUGAGUGAUGCUCAACUAGCUGAACACGUGUGUCGAACUGUGUUAGAACAAUGACAAUUUCCUGCUUCUUUAAUAAUAAAUUAAAUGUUUAUGGAAGGAUUUAUCGUGCGUUUUGAUUAUCGUUAAUAAUUAUAAUAAUAAUUAUUAUAAUUUUAUCGGCCGUAUAUA